Messenger RNA from Radiomyces spectabilis, 2525 nucleotides. RefSeq names its product ras guanine nucleotide exchange factor domain-containing protein. Lineage: Eukaryota; Fungi; Mucoromycota; Mucoromycetes; Mucorales; Radiomycetaceae. Gene Ontology annotation, cellular component: plasma membrane. Gene Ontology annotation, molecular function: guanyl-nucleotide exchange factor activity. The transcript has 14 exons. The record is from RefSeq and is a predicted model, not a curated record. Bases 115 to 2517 code for a protein of 800 amino acids. Gene Ontology annotation, biological process: Ras protein signal transduction; positive regulation of GTPase activity.
CCUCUUUUUGCAUGUAUAUCUCUUUUUAUUUAAGUGUACGAUAGCAGUUUGUACAACAGAGCUUGUUUCUUUCACUUGUUUUAUAUUCUAGUAUUGUUAUUUUUUUUUUUCAUCAUGUUAUGGUUUACUCGCAAAUUUACCUCGUUCUCCCACUUGGAUCGAUGUACAAACAAAAACAAACUUGACAAAGUGAUUGAGGAAGACAGGAAUAUCACUGCUCCUUCAUUUCGGAAGGAAUCUCACAAAGUAGUUUCGAAAUCCCGCACGCAAUCCACCUCUUAUCCAAUUAUCACUCCUUCACCGUCGUCUACUUCCUUUCCAUCUUUUGAAGCAUCAUACACAAUAGCCAUUGUAGGAGCACGAUUCACCGGGAAAACUACGUUCCUUCAAAAAUUCGCUUAUGUGCAAGAGAAUGAUAACACCUUUACUAUUGUCAUGGAUCAGACCCGAUAUAUUGUCAAAGAAUACGACGAGAACAUGAUCAUCGAUGCAAGCACUUGCUCUCCUGAAAAUUUAGAGGGCUUUGGCGCUGUCAUCGUUUGUUACGACACCACUGAUCGGAAUUCCAUUGAUUGCUUACCUGAUAUUCUCGACAUCUUUGUGUCCCGUGACAUUUCAUGUGUAUUGCUCGGCUUAAAAACUGAGUUGACCGCGUUCCGACAAGUGAAUAUGGACCUUGUAUACGAUCUUGCCAACGUCUUCGGUACUGAUGUGAUCGAAGAGGAUCAUCACGCCGUUUUUCAGCACAUUGCACGGUAUUUAAACGACUCAACGACAAGACGUGGGAUGGCGUGCAGUCAGCCAUCGGAACCUUGUUUAUCUUUUACUCCGUGUUUACAACUUGAUCAACAUGAAGAAUUGCAAAAUCUUGGUCCACCGCUUGACAAGUUGGCCACUAUUAAUUCUUGUACCACUUCGGAACAUUCAACCGAAUCCGAUGAUCAUCAUCGACACAGCUUUCUGUCCACGAGUUCCGUCGAUAAUAACACAGUAAACAACGAAAUGGGGCCGCCACUAGCUUAUUUUAACCGUCGACGAGGAUCCAAAGACAGCAGUUACUCUACGGGGACCGGGUUAACCGUGGAUGAUAUUAUCGACAAAGUGCUCUCGGCGGGCUUGUGGAAGAGCGGGGACGAAAAUAUAGUUUCGAUUUUUAUUACAUUUUUCAGGAAAUUUAUGCGUCCAAGCGAGCUUGUGCAUGCAUUGAUAGAACGCUUCGAACAGGAUAUGACAAAAACUGUGCCCACACGUCAACAGGAACGAAUACGAUCGAUCUUUUGCUUGUGGCUGUCAAAGUAUUGGGGAGACUUUCACAGUUCGGAAACACGCCAAAGCAUGAUCCUCUUUUUGGAUAAAAUCUCCAAAAUAGAAGGUUCAAGGCCCAUUUGCGAUACGCUCGCACCGUUAGCCGUGCGUGAACCGCCGCUGCAUGAUCCGGAUGCUUCAUGGGGACUCACAGACAUUAACAGUCCUCAAUCACACAAACACAACGAGAAGAAGGACAGCGGAUACUCCGAAGGCAUUGAUCUGGCCGAGAUUGUCAUGCCAAAGAACUGCACGGAGGAAACUCCGGGUACCAAGACGGUGCAUGAUGGUAGUCCGGAUGCGGUGUUUGCAGGCGGCGUCAUCAAUAUACCUUUGGAAGCGCAUUCACCCAAUCAAGGAUUCAUCAGCGCUUUUAUCAGCAGUCGCUCGGAAAAGGAUUUGACAGCCUACAAGUAUUUAACUUUCAUGGAAAUCCCGGCUCAAGUCAUGGCCGAACAGUUGACUUGGGUCGAAGCGGAGCUCUUUCGGAGAAUCAAGCCUCGAGACUUUGUACGGCACAUUUGGUCAAGUUCCGAUAUAGGGUUACAGAAAAACACGGAUCGAUCUACAAUGGGAAAUCCCGUGUUGGCAUCGAUCGCUCACUUCAAUUUCAUAUCAGCUUGGGUGGCGGCCAUGAUCGUCGCACAACACAAAUUAGCCCGAAGAGCUGCCGUAUUUGAACGAUUUCUGUGUAUUGCUGUGCAAUUGCGAAAUCACAACAAUUACAAUACAUUGAUGGCUUUAUUAGCCGGCAUUAAUAGUGCGGCGAUUCUAAGGUUAAAACAAACACGUGGAGCGGUCUCAGUCAAGAAAAUCUAUAAGCAACUGCAAAGUCUCGAGUGCCUGAUGAGUUCCAACAGGUCGUUCAGUUCCUAUCGAUUAGCUUUAAAAGCCUCUGAAACUCCUGGGAUUCCAUAUCUUGGAAUUCACAAUCAAGACUUGGUGUCCUUAUCGGAAGCCAACAAGGACUUCAAGAAUGACGGCACGAUUCACUGGGAAAAGUUUCGGCUUAUGGGAGAAACAAUCAUGGGGGUCUUGAGAUUUCAAUAUCCCAAUUAUACGAUCCAGCCGAAUCAUGCGGUGUUACGAUUUGUUGCUGACUGUGAAAUCAUGACGGAAGAUGAACGAUACCAACGAUCUAUCAUGGUGGAACCGCGUCUAAAAGCUUCCAGCAGUACCAGUCGUUUGCGUGAUUUAUGGAUGAGAGUUUAAUAACAAAU